AUGUCUUUAUCAAGUAGUUCCCAGCAACAACAACAACAUCAACAUAUAGCAUCUACACAAGGUGGAAGGUCAUCAAAUCAACUUGCAAGUGCAUCUCAAUCAUUAUCACUAUCAAGUCAACAACUGUUAUCAUCUCCUGGCAACUCACAAUCGUCAUCAUCAUCAACUGUACAAUCUAAUAAUACAUCAUCAUUAACUACCUCAUCAUCAGCUUCAACAUCAUCAACUACAACAACUACUACCACUUCUACAACACUAUCAACAUCAUCAUCAUCACAUAGCUUCUCAAAGAUUAUCGAUGCGGCACGCAAGGGCAAUGUGGACUUGGUACAGAAGUUCUUGAAGAAGGACUGGAAAAAGGUGAACAAAUGUGAUGAGCGCGGCGAUACAUGUAUACACAAGGCUGCACUGUUUGGACACACAGACUGCAUCGAGACAAUCAUCAAGGCACUGCAGGCGCAUCAUAUCAACAGCACAAACAUUCAAAAUAUACUCAACUCCAAGAGCAACGAUGGGUACUCACCGCUCAUGUACGCGAUGCUCAAUGGGUGGAAGGAGUGCGCACGCGUCCUGCUGGCCAACGGCGCCGACGCCAAUGAGAAGCUGCCCAACUCAAACCCCGGCAGCUUCAUCCCACUCAGCUACUCGAUCACCAAUGGCUUUGGCUCGUACACAUGGCGCAUCGACAACUUUAGCAAGAUCAAGGAGCGCAAGGUGUACAGCAACGCGUUCCUCGUGAGCGGCUGCACGUGGAAGCUCGUGGCCUACCCCAAGGGUUCGCGCUCCGACGACAACCUCUCACUCUACCUCGAGGUGGCCAACCACGAGAAUCUGGCCGAGGGCUGGUUCCACCUGGUCACAUUCACCUUUAUCAUCUUCAACCACGCCGACGCCAACAACAAGGUGAAACGCGAGGUGGUCGCGCACCGCUUCCACAAGAACCACACCGACCUCGGCUUCUCGCAGAUCCUCAAGAAGGAGAUGCUGCGCGACAAGAAGGCGGGCUGGCUGCACAACGACCAGCUGCUCAUCGAGUUCAAAAUCGACAUCAUCCAAAACACAUCGUACUUUGACGAUGAGUCGUCCAGCGUGUACAGUUGGAAGCUGCAACGCGUUUCAACACUGCGUGAGCGAGCCAUCAGCGCCAACUUCCGUGUGGGCAUGUGCAAGUGGAUGAUCGCCGUAUACCCCAAGGGCAAGAAUGGCGGCGACCACCUCUCGAUCUACCUCAAGGUGGCCGAGACACAAUCGUUGGUCAAUGUGCCCGACUGGUUCUUCCUGGUCAACUUCAAGUUCUCCAUUAUCAAUCAACGCGACGGUUCAAAGUUCACGCGACAGGUCGAAGGCAAGAAGUUCAAGGCCAACAUCGAGGACUGGGGCUUCCCCCAAUUCAUGAAGUUGGCCAUCCUCUACGAUCCCAAGAAUGGCUUCAUCAAUCAGACCGACGAUUCAAUCCUAAUAGAGUUACAAAUGGAGAUCAACAAUGAUUAUACACGCAAGAAGUUUAAGGACAAUAUAACAGAUUGGGGACCAACACUACUACACUGUGUGUCGUAUCGUGGCGCGUAUGAUAGUGUGCGCUUCUUGUUGGCGAAUGGUGCAAAUCCAAAUGUCACGGACUACAAGGGCAGGACACCAUUGGACUGGUGCGCGUAUAAUGGCGACCUGCCCACGUCAGAGAUCCUGAUCACCACGGGAAUGGCCGACGUCAAUUGCAAGGACCACGAGGGCUUCACACCUCUGCAUAAAGCCGUGAUGAAUGGUCAUCUGGAGGUGGCGCGACUGCUAGUUCGCUAUGGCGCCAAUGUAAAUUCAAAGAACACAACCUGUAACAUAUCACCUCUGUCCCUGGCGAUCAGGGUCAGUCGUCUGUGGUGCGUGGAGUCGCUCAUCAAGUGGGGAGCGGAUCUAAACAUCGCUGACAAGAACAACCGAACUCCAUUGCAUUGGUCCAUGUGCAUUUCAGAGCCAAGGCUACUGUCAUUACUGUUUAAGUAUGGUUGUCCACAGCCUACACAACUUCAACAGCAGCAACAACUCAAACCGAACAACAACACAAACAACACAAACAAUACGAACAACACGACCACCAACAACAAUAACAACAAUAACACGACAGAGACAUCGUUGGAGGACAUUGCAGAGACAUCUGAUAACUUCGACACAAGCGAGAACAAUGAGACUCAGAAUCAAUCUGAGGGUCAUGAGCACUAUGACGACAUCAACAGUGAUAGUGGCGACGAUGACUUUAGCACACGAAUCAAUCAUUCGUCAUCUCCUCAAAGUAGUAGUACUGCCACGGCAUCGAUCAACACAUCAUGCUCACUCACUGGCAAUGGAAAUGUCAAUGGAAAUAUCAAUGGCAAUGGCAAUGGCAAUGCAAUAACAACUCAACUAUUUAUGAAUACUAUUAUCAAUCCAAUCAAAGCGAUGAACUUGUAA
Messenger RNA from Acytostelium subglobosum LB1, 2442 nucleotides. RefSeq lists its product as hypothetical. The record is from RefSeq and is a predicted model, not a curated record. Bases 1 to 2442 code for a protein of 813 amino acids. The transcript has 3 exons. Gene Ontology annotation, molecular function: protein binding. Lineage: Eukaryota; Evosea; Eumycetozoa; Acytosteliales; Acytosteliaceae.